CACACACACACACACACGUGGAAAAGUGAGUGUCAGCUCAGCGCUCGACGGCCAAGUCAUGACUUGCAGGCACACGGUCACCUCUCAGUCUGACAGCAUCGGGAUCAUCCUCCUGGUGGAUUAGGACAUUUGUUGGUGUUUGGCUGUUUGAUCUGCUGGGGGACGACCAGACAGGAUCCCAGUCACUGCCAGCGACAUGGACUCCAGCAUGGCCCAGGCCCAGAGGACGCAGAAGAAGACCAGCACCAUGUCUCUGACCAUUUCUUCCUCCUCCUCUGCAUCCUCCUCUCGGGAGCACUCCUCCUCCUCCACCGCCACCAGCUCCUCCUCCUCCUCCUCCUCCACCUUGCUCGCUCAGAGACACUCGAGCCUGGUGCAUCCGUUGUGUGUCAGCCCUCAGAGGACUCAGAGUCCUGUCUACAAUCAGCAAUAUUCAGGGAAAGGAGUGGCGCCAACAUUUGUUAAGUGCCUGCACGACGUGUCCACGGUGAAGGGUCAGCUGGUGGUCCUGGAGUGCCGUCUGAGGGGGACCCCUCCGCUGCAGGUCAUGUGGUACAGAGAAGAUGAACAAAUUCAGGACUCCGAUGAUUUUAGGAUAUUGCGCAAGAAAGGCAGUUCUCCAUCGGUGCCAGAGGAGCUGUGUACGCUGGUGAUCACCGAGGCUUUCCCAGAAGACUCCGGCCUGUUCAAGUGUGUGGUGCACAACUCCUACGGCACGGUUUCCUGCUCAGCCAUGCUGGAAGUGUACAACGACCUGAUGGAGCAGCAGGAAGCGCUAUCCUUCUGUCAGGAUAAUGAGCCGGAGUACCUCCAGGAAAGUGCCUCCUUUGGGAGAAGCAGUGAGGAUUUUCCUCCUGUACUACCUGACUGUGUGAACCUUCCUCCUCCAGAGUGGCCUGACAGCCCUUCAGAAGACAACCUCCCUGUUCCAGAUCUCCCCGAGCCUGAACCACCAAAGCGCUCCACAGAGGAGCCUUUAGCUGGCAGCGAGGAGGAACGUGAUCCAAGAUCACCAGAAGUUACUGUCCGAGUGCUCACACCGAGUCCCCCUCCUCCUCCGCCCUCACCUCCAGCACAGGUCAAGGAGAAAACCCCAACACCCAAGCUGUUCACGCCUAGCAAGUUGAACUUCAUGUCCUCCCAGUCACAAGGGAACAACAUGAACCUAUCAGACCUGCCCAGCUUUACUGCCAGCGCCUUCCCUCCCAGUGCCUUCAAUUACGAGCGACCAAGGCACUUCAUCCAGUCACAGCCGGCCUUUCAGGCUCCCAGCUAUGAGAGUGUGCUGAGGGAUGCCCAGGAGAACCAGAAUAACCAGCAGAACCUCAGCGGCGCCCAGAAUAGUGCAAACGUCCUGGAGGUGCAGGGUCAGACGAAGGCGAAUCAAAGCCAGUCAUUUUCUCAAGCUCAGUCGGUGUCAAAGUCUCUGUCGCAGACCCAGUCCCAGUUUCAGUCACUAAGCCUGAAUCAGAACCAAACCAGGUCACUGGCCCACACUCAAAUCCAGAGCCAGACCAACGGAACCACCAAGUCCUCGCCUUCUUCAUCCAGUCUCAACUCUCCUACAUCCACCUCCACUUCCUCCUCGGUGCCUCCUUUUCCGUCCAACACCCCCCUGCUCUCUCCCUCUGCCACCACCACCACCCCCUCCUCCUCUACCUCCUGCUCUUCGCUGCCCCGCGGCACCGUGCGUUCCACCAUCACUCUCACCCCCAGGGUUCCUAGCGCCACGGGCCUCGGCAGUGCCAGUUUGCCGGCGAACCAGGAUACGCUGUCAGCUUCUGCUGCGUUCCUCUGCUCCGUGCUGCCCUCCCCGACCUCUUCAUUCUCCAAACUGUCCCCCAACUCCAGCCUCCCCCACCCCUCCACCUCCCCUUCCUGCUCCCCGCUGACACCCUCCAGUCCCCUGCUUCCUCUGAGGACCUCCGCUUCCACGUCUUCCCUUCCUCAACAAGCUCUCUCAGUGUCUCCCUCCUUUCCUCAUUCUCCCGUAUCUCCUUCCUCAUCCUGUCAGCCGCAGUUAAACGCUCCCAGCAAUCAGAACCGGGUUCCUCCUGCUGUGGUCUCCCUGCCCGCCGGCUACAAGGCAACGCCCAACACCCUUCCUAAACCUAUCUUGAAGAAAACUAUAGCACCUCGGCCCUCCUCCUCCCGCUCCACAGACGAAGACAUCCAGGGCUCUAAGGAUGCCUUGAUUCAGGAUCUGGAAAAGAAGCUUCGCUCCAAAGAAGCCAAAAGAAGACACAGCCAGAAACUGUCCUAUGAGGAGCGGAUGGCUCGGAGGCUUUUGGGUCCAGACAAUGCUACUUAUAUGUUGGACCAAGACGGUCUCUCUGAUUUACAACUUGACCAGUCAGACUCUCCAGAAGGAAGACGCACAGGUGGACUGUGGGGGAGGCAGCACUCGGGGACAGACGACAGGAGCAACGAGGGAUCAGCUAUCCAGGAGAAAUGUUUUGCUCCCCGCUUCCUUCAGGUCCCCCCAGACCUCACAGUUGAAGAGGGCCGCUUCUGUAGGAUUGACUUCAAGGUCCGGGGCCUCCCGGCUCCAGAUAUCUCCUGGUACUUGGAUGGCAAAGCCAUCCGCCCGGACGAUUACCAUAAGAUGCUGGUGUGUGAGAAAGGGAUGCACUCUUUCAUCAUAGAGAUCGUCACAGUGCAUCAUGCCGGUGUGUACGAGUGCGUGGCCAAGAACCGAGCUGGAGAGAGCAGAUUCAGCAUGAGGUUGGAUGUUAUAGCUCAGGAAGCUCUCCGCCCUCCCACCUUUGUCCAAAAGAUGCUGAACACCAGAGCGCUUGAAGGAGACACCGUUAGGUUAGAAUGUAAAGUAGACGCUUCUCCACCUCCACAGCUGUUCUGGAAGAAAGACAAAGACAUGCUGCGCAUAGACCCCAACAGAAUGAGUCUGUACCAGGACGGCUCAGGACGGCAGUGCCUGCUGAUAGACAGAGUGACUAAGGCAGACUCUGGCUGGUACACGCUGUCCGCCAUCAACGAAGCCGGCUUGUCCACCUGCAACGCCAGGCUGGACGUUGGCACUCGCACAGCCCCGGCCAUGAAAACGGCGCCUCCUGGCUCGAAGACUCUGAAGCUGCUGUCUUCCCUGAGCCAUGCUCCUGGUCUGACGGCGGAGAGCCCCGCUCAGCACACGGCCCCGCUGUACGAGAGCGAGGAGCUGUAGACGUCGCCUCCUCAGCUGGCCUUCAGUCAGACCGGUACUACUGGACCCGGGCCUCUGGAGCCAGUGUUGUGUAAACACCAGGGAGCUCAGAGUUUUAGCAUCACACAAGCUUUGCUGAAGAGACGAGUGGAAAGCAGCGGAUCCUUUCCACCGUUCGUUUUUUUUUUUUAAAAAAAAGCCAUUUCUGAACUCCUCCCCCACAUCAGGCUUCAUGAUGUCCAGAGCUGCUUUGUUCUUUCAAAUAUUUUAAGGAUACUGGCCUGACACUUGGACCGUAUCGAAGCUACGCUGAGCAAAAUGUUGCUAAGUUAAGGUUACUGAAGCCAGCUUUUAGUGUGUCUGUCCUGGUUCUGUGUGUCUGUCCUGUCUGCUCUCUGCAGAAUGCAGCUUCUGGGCCAGAGAUGUAUUAUUAGAACUCUGCAAGCAUGGCAUGCUGCUGCAGCUCUGCUGCCCCACCUCCUCAGUGGCCAACCACGGUACUGCUUUCCCCAACACUGCCAGAACACUUGGUUUGCUCUGAAUGUUUUAUUGAAACCUUCCAGGACCUCAUCAGCGUAUAGAAAGCAGAAAAGCCCAGUCGAGGUGUAUUUUACAGGCAGGCCGAGCCCAGCUAGUGUUUGCAGGUAGCACACGGCAAUAACCAGCACUUCUCCAUGGUCAGGGUUACAAACCAAAAACUACACAAGGUGCAACUUUUUUUUUCUUUCUAUGACACGCUGCACUUUAAUGGCAAUAAAUACAUGCUUGACCAUCACUCAGCACCUGCCUCACCAGCUUUGACCGUGUUAGUACCAGACAUCUGAGUUACUGAAUUACAGCUGCUGCCUCUGAGACGUCUGGAUCCCCCCAAAUGUUCACUGCUCAUUUUCUGCUGUAUCGCACAUCAAGCCUGGUAUGUGCUUGAUACCGUUUCUACAUUGUUUAUUGAAUGUGGCCUUUUUAAUUUAAAUGUAUCAGAAGUGAGGCUUCCUGUUGCCUCUUGGUUUAGAGAUGACAGGUGGACAGAGAACAGGCUGCUAUUCUGAUACCCAGCCGGGACGCCCUCUACGUUUACAUUUGAUCACAUCUGCAGUGCAGAGACGCUGUUGAAGCUUGACUAUCUGUUGCAGAUCCUGUAAUCCUCAGUGUUUUGAGUUUUAAAAAUGGGCAUCAGCCUGCAGCUGGAGCCCACCUGCUUUCUCAGUGAUUUGCUCGCUGCACCAGUUUUAUUAAAUUAAAUUUUAAAUAAAAACACUGCACCAGUUUUAUUUUUAAUUGUAUGUGCAUGUAAGGGAAUUUCUUCAGUCUGACUUUUUUUUUUUUUUGGUAAUCUCCACUAAGUUAAAAUUGGAGCCUUAAGAGCAACUGCAUUUUCUGGUUUACAUUUAACCUAAGCUGAUACGGUUUGGCUGUCUUGUACUUGCUGUGUUUAAUGGAAUGAAGGCGUCUGGCCGCCGUUACAUGUUCUAACACCACAUGUAGAAAUUAUACUUCACAUGAUAUUUGAAACUGCAAAUAGAAGUGAUUGUAGGGUACUGAUUGUGAUAUAUUACAAGAUAAGUAAUAAAGUUUUAUUCUGA
This is a messenger RNA of Fundulus heteroclitus (mummichog), 4740 nucleotides long. It is a transcript of the gene myot, whose product is annotated as myotilin. Gene Ontology annotation, molecular function: cell-cell adhesion mediator activity. Gene Ontology annotation, biological process: dendrite self-avoidance; axon guidance; homophilic cell-cell adhesion. Lineage: Eukaryota; Metazoa; Chordata; Actinopteri; Cyprinodontiformes; Fundulidae. The transcript has 18 exons. Gene Ontology annotation, cellular component: plasma membrane; axon. The coding region runs from base 197 to 3181 and encodes 994 amino acids. The record is from RefSeq and is a predicted model, not a curated record.